Messenger RNA from Pelobates fuscus (common spadefoot toad), 1802 nucleotides. RefSeq names its product UBX domain protein 6 (gene UBXN6). Gene Ontology annotation, molecular function: protein binding. NCBI's taxonomy places the organism in Eukaryota, Metazoa, Chordata, Amphibia, Anura, Pelobatidae. The record is from RefSeq and is a predicted model, not a curated record. The coding region runs from base 71 to 1369 and encodes 432 amino acids. The transcript has a single exon. Gene Ontology annotation, cellular component: cytoplasm.
GGCUCCGGAUGUUGUUAUUACAGUGCGUGACAGGUCGGCAGGCGGCUGCUUGGAGUGACAGUACGCAGAGAUGAAGAAAUUAUUCCAGGGUUUAAAGAGUGACAUUAAAUUCAAGGCCGCGGGGCCAGGGCAUAAACUGACCGAGGAGAGCAAGGCAGAAGCCCCAAAGGCUAGCAAUGUACCUCCAAAGCCAAGGAGCCCUCCCACUGGGGAGGCUCAGCUAGCAGCAGCCUCAGCAGCCAUGGCCAGGAUAGAGUCACAGGGCAGGGCCAAGGCACCAGCCAAGGACCCCAUCAGGGCUCAAGUGAGGAAAGAGCUGGAGGCAGCUCAGGUGAGUGAGGGGGCAGAAGGCAUCAAAAGCGACACUGAGAAAAAAAGUAAAACUUCAUCUGACGUUUGUAACAUCCUGUUUAAAUGCCCGCUGACUGGAGACCUGUUGAAGAAAGAUGAGAGAGAGAAGCACAUCACAGAGAUCAUCCAAGCGUUGGCUGUCAGUGAUCCAGCAUCCGCCUCCAUCAUGAAGAUUCACACGUUUAACAAAGAUAGAGAAAAGGUCAAGGUGGGAGUAGAAAUAAUGACCAAGUACCUCGAUAACAUCGUUGGUCACCCUGAGGAAGAGAAGUAUCGCUCCAUCAGAAUGUCUAACAAAGUGUUCCAGGAGAAGAUAAGUCACUUGGAAGGAGCUCAUGAAUUCUUUGAAGCUGUUGGGUUUGAGAGGAAGACUCAGCCUUUGCCUGGACAAGAGACCCAAGACGAAUUCUUCAUUUUGAGCAGUGAGGCGCUGGAAAAGCUGGAUUUGCUUCAAACUUACAGAGAUUCUCUAAGCAGCGGAGAGCCACUAAGGGCCACUUUGGAACGCCAACCACGUGUCUUCACACCGUCUAUACAGGCUGCACACUUUGAUCUCCCUGAUGACUUCUACAACCUGACAGCUGAUGAGAUUAAACGGGAGCAAAAAUUAAGGACUGAGGCUCUUGAGCGAAAUGCAAUGUUAAGAACCAAAGCGAUGCGAGAGAAGGAUGAGCAACGUGAAAUGAAGAAAUACAAUUACACCGUGCUAAGAAUUAAACUUCCAGAUGGCUACAUUUUGCAAGGCAUGUUUUAUGCUCGGGAACGUGUUUCUACACUAUUUGACUUUGUCCGGCAGCACCUUCAGAACGAUUGGCUGCCAUUUGAGCUGAUAGCCCCUGGAGGCCAGAAGUUGGAAACCGAGGAGGCUGCAUUCAAUGAGAGCGGUUUAGUUCCAUCUGCCCUGUUAAUCUUCCGCUGGGAUGUAGCUGUCAUGACGGAUAUUAAGGCAGCUGUGGGACAUGGGCCAGAGAGUGCGCUGAAGCCAGAGCUGCUGUCAACUGCCGAGAACCUUGUUUAGAAGUGAACAUAACCUACCCUAAAGGAAUGCGCUACUCUCCUCCACCAUAUAGAAAAGUCAUCUGCACGUAGUGUUACACAAUACAUUCUCAAUCAUGUAUUUUUUCUUGCACCAGUAAAAAAGUACCAAAGGCUUUAUUUAUUAAGAACAUCUGAACAGAACAUGUGUCAAAUGUAAACACCUGGUUAUUUACUAAACAGUGAAAUCACCAGGAAAUCGUAAAGUUUAGGCAAAAAUUGCUGAACUGGAAACAUUCUCCAAGUCAGCUAUAUUUCCAGCACAGUAAUUUUGGCCUUAAAAUAACAUACCAGCUCCCAUAAUAACAUUAUGCCAUUAAAUUCCUGUUUGGUGUCUCAAAGUCCUGGGCAUCAUGUUGUCUUAUGUGGUUAUAUUAUUUUUGGAUAGUUUUACCCUCCGGUUGUCCUCCAAGCGU